UUAUAUUGCAUACGUGGAUACGAAACAUGUUUUCUAAAGAAGUGUCAGCAUUAGUACUAGUACUGUUUGUUGAUAUGGUAUUUGCCGAAUGUACAGUUGGCUGCCAAACAUGUUCUGGUUCAACUUGCACAAGUUGUAAAUCAUCGUACUUUUUAUCAAAUGGCCUCUGUUCACCAUGCCCUCAAGAUUGUGAAAGCUGUAACAGUUACAAUGACUGUACGUUAUGUAAGCCAAAGAAAUAUGGUUUACACGCAAGAUGUGCUUUCAACUGUGGUGGUAAUUGUUUAAGUAGUGAAUGCGAUGAUAAUACUGGAGAUUGUACUCAAUGUAAACCUGAUUUCUAUGGAUAUCAAUGUCAACACAAUUGUAGUUUAUGUGAAAAUGAAAGAUGUGAUUUACGUAUAUGUUCGAGUGGUUGUAGAGCUGGAUAUUAUGAUUAUAAAUCCGGUAUCGAAACAUAUUGUGAAACCUGUCCGUCAAAUUGUAAACAUUGUAGGGAUGCCAAAACAUGUUAUAAUUGCAAUAAUGGUUUUCACCUCUUUGCAUUUAGUGACAGUGUUCACUGUGUGUCAUGUUUGCAAGAAUCGCAAUGUUCGGACUACUGUGUUAUUCAAGGUUGUAAUCAGUGUCAAAUACACAAUGAUUCGUUAGUCUGCGCUGAUUGCCCAGAAGGACAAAUAUUUAAUGGUAACACAUGUGGAUCAAAAACAUCAUUGUGCUCACAAGAAUGUUCUACGUCUUGUGAUAGUACUGGAAUAUGUCAAGGAGAAUGUAAUGAAGGCUGGACUGGUGAGAAAUGUUCCGAACAAUGUAACAGCAAAUGUUUAAAGUGUUCAAAAGAUAAUGGAAAUAGUUGUCUACUGUGUAAAGGAAAUUUUUACUCAACCGAUUGCAGUUUAGACUGCAACCCGGCAUGCAUAGUAAUAAGUGAUAAACAUACAUGUGAACAGGUAGACGGAUAUUGUUUAAAUGAGUGUAACCAAACAUUUUGGGGCGAUACCUGCGAAAAACCUUGUCCUAGUGGAUGCAAAGGUCUUAAAUGUGAUAGAAACAACGGUACAUGUACAGAUGGAUGUAAGGAUGGACUGACAGAAGAAGGAUGUUCACAAACUUUUACAAUCGGUAAACAAGAAAUUUCAGUCUCGGCCACAUUAACAACAUCAACCGAUCCUGUAACCCAACAACAAACAUGUGUGCGGUGUGACGAUAAUGUUAACAAUUUUACCAUUGGUUAUUUUUCUUGAUUCGGAUCUUGUACUGCCAUAGUAGUAUUUGCUGUGUUGUUAAACCUUAUUAGACGAAGGUAUCUGGCAAGUAAAACGCCCAAAGAUAACAAACAUAACGUUGAGAUUCCAACAUAUUAUAACACUAGAACUGAUUUUGGAGCUGUAAAUGCUGAGUCAGCUGAUGUGACUAAUAAUUACGAGAGUUUGAGUAAUAAUAGGACCACAGAUAAUGUGUACAAUGAUCUAGGAACAACAUUGUCAUAGAUGCAAGACAAAUGUGUUGAAGUGAUUUAUCAGUGACAGAAUGAAUUGUUAAACUGUAUUUGAUGUUUCUUUUAUCCGAUACAUAUUUUAUGGUAGUGAUAAAAGUAUUAUAUUCUUAAUCCCAAACAGGCAGUAUUGUCCCUUUAUGCGUUAACACUAUAAGCCGUUCAUGUCUAUUUUAGCUUAUUCGCAUGUUGAAUUUUCCUAAAUGCUUAAUCCUUAGUGUACGGUUAAGAAUAUUUUUAUAUUUAAGCGAUUGAGAAAACUCCUGGAAGUAAAUAUUUCAGAAUUUCUUUAAAUUGCAUCGAGGAAGUGACACUUUCCUAUGUCUGUGUACUGUUAAAACCAGGCACGAUAUAAUAUCAUGAAUUCCCUUCCAUUAUGAUGAUCAAGAUACAGGAAAUGUUUUUUGAACCUGUGGAAAUGGUGGAUCCACGCUUGAGCACAGCAGCUAUGUCAAGUAUGAAUACUGCCUUGAGUUCUGAAAGGCUUAACAUAGCAAUUCAGAAAUCUGAAAUCAGUCUUCUUCCAAAACUCAGAUAAGUUUGUGUUUUGAAAGAAAUGUCCCUGAUUAUGACUCCUUUGUUAUGACCCCUUUAACUUCUGAAUGCAAUUAAUAAUGAAAAAAUAACAUUUUGAGGAUUAAAUCGCGCGCUAUUGUUUUUUCUAAAUUUUUUUAGGAAGACGAUUUUAAUCAAAGUCUAAAGUAUCUGACUAAGUAAAGAAUAUUAAAGCGGUCAUUUGUUCAUUGUUUAAGUAAGAUUACAUCUUAGGACUUAAAUUACACUUACAACUUUCUAUGAAACGCAGCCUCGACUUGAAUUGUUCUUAUGCAAUAUUCUGAUAUUGCGUUUUUAGUCCAUGGUGUGCAAGCGAACGUCUUUUGGAUUUACUUAAGAACAAAUAGGUCAAGUUUCUAACCUGAUUUCACGCAUUACUCAAUCAGGCUCAAUCUAUAAGAAAAGAGAAAUAAAUCAGUUGUAAAUUGUUUUUCUUUUUUGUAACGAAAUGCAGUAAUAAACAGAAUAAACAGAUAUUGAUAUUAUAUAAAAAAACAUUAUAAGGUAUAUAUUUAAGAGAGAAAAAACACACAUUCUUACAGAUUUCCAUGAGGACCAGGUAUCAAAUACUAAGUUCCUUUCUCUUUAAUUUUUAAGAAAAGCAUCAUGGUCAGUUGUGGCACUUUAAAUAAUUAAAGUAACUUUAAUUAGUUCCUUUAUACUACGAGAAAUGACCGGAUCACGCUUGAAUGCAAACAUAAGCCCUCGGACUUAUAUCUGAUUAAAUUUUUCGCUCUGCAUAUCCGGGCUUUGAAUGCGUCAACGUGCUUCUGCAAGUGUAAAUGCACGAAAAAGUACAUUACCCCGUUACUAAAAUACUUUAUUUCCAUAUCCUUAUAUUUUCAUUAAAAUAGGGCUAUACCUGAGAUCACUGAUGCAUAUUAUAUAUUCAAAUCUUUACAUAACUUUGGGAACGGAUUAUUUACAAUACAUGCCAUAUUUAGGUAGUUUUCUUUACUUCCUUCUAGCGAUGUUGUAAGGACAGAUAUCAUUAAGGUAAAGCAAUAUUUAUAGGCAUAGUUUAUUGUAGCAUGAAAACUACGGUUCGUGUGUGUUUCAACAUUAUUUAUUUUAUAUUUCUUUAAAUACGUUGUUUCCGAAUAUUUCAGUCCUGUAUUUGCGAAAGGCAUAAACUAAAUGUUCAACAUACUAACCCAUUUUGUCAUAAAUCUUUAUAAUAUGUUUAGUUUACAACACAAAAAAAAUGAAUUUUAAUAUUUACUGUAGUAUAUUAAAGGUAAUAAAUU
Ruditapes philippinarum (Manila clam) is the source of this 3297-nucleotide messenger RNA. Its product is annotated as multiple epidermal growth factor-like domains protein 11. NCBI's taxonomy places the organism in Eukaryota, Metazoa, Mollusca, Bivalvia, Venerida, Veneridae. Bases 27 to 1244 code for a protein of 405 amino acids. The record is from RefSeq and is a predicted model, not a curated record. The transcript is spliced from 5 exons.